CUUUCAGGUAGAAGGCAAGACCGAAGGAAGGAAGAAGUGCAUGACGAAAUGGCCGAUUAUUUUAUGUUUCUUUUCGCCAGGGAGAGGUCUAUUUAAUGUGGUUGCAAGGGACGAACUCGAGGAAUGAUUUUAUGGAUUCUACGUGAAGUGCUGUACCAUAUGAGCGAGUCAUGGAGGAUGUGUGUUUAGUAUGUAAUAAAGACACAAGUGAAUCCUUGAUAAAUAUUUACACUGAACUACCAUCAAAGAGUGGUAGAAUAUACAUUCAUGAUCACAUAUCACAAGUGAUUGAUCAACAAGAGUUCCAGGAAGCAUGUAAGGUGUCCGAAGUUCUUUGUUCAUCGUGCUUGAAGAUCCUCUUAGGGAUCGACAGUCUCCAGUUUGAACUCAGGACGUUGAAGGAUGAAUUUCACAAGUGUUUCAGAGAUGGGGUUGAAAUACGGAGGCAAAGAACGGGAGUCUGGUAUGGUGUCGAGGAAAUGCAAAAGAGUCCUUCCACUAGGAGUGAAAUCUCAACUAUUUUACCAUUGGGAGAUAAUUUUUGCAGUGGUGGAAAUAGUAGUUCAGAGAAGAAUGAAUUUUUGACAGUUCGGGAUAAAAAAGAAUUAUUUAUAAACCAAGACACUCUCUGUGAUGAAAAGGUUUGUGAAAAUGUACAAGAAACACAUGUAAAUGAUAAGGAAAGUAAACCUUUUGAAGAAGACCUAAUAAGCAAACUGUCAAGUGAUAAUAGUAAGACAAGAAGUGAUGCAAUACAAAUUCAAUUUCUUGGAGGUCAGAAUGUCAUAGAUAUCAAAACUCACCAAAGAGAAGGUGACUGCGAAGACGACCCGCAUUUGCCCGAGUCCGCGGAUGACCUGGUCAGUAGUCAGAUAGAAAGCCCUGUAACACCUGAAGAUGAUGCAAGUAGGAUAAUUGAUGUAGAGGAUUCAAUCAAGAUAGAGAAGAACUUUGAAGAAAAUGAUUCAUUUGCCAGUUCAGAAGUUUUUGAAGCAAUUGAUAGGGAAGAUAAGAAGACCUCAGUAAGAGUUCGUAGAAGUGUCAGAAACAAAAGAAAUUUGGAUGCAUGUUUGCAAGCACAGAGAAAUCCAAAGAAAAAGUUGAAAGGAGAAAAAGAUGUUAAAAAAGACAAAAUCCUUAAACAGACUGAUAAAGAUGAAGAAUGGACUGAGGAAAGCAAGCCAAAAUUGGGAAAUAUUUCCUCAUGUGAAAUAUGCAAGGAGGUCUUUGAUGAUGCAAAGCAGUUACUAAAACACCGUGGUGAUGUUCACCCCUCUAUCUACUGCUAUGUGUGCCAGCAAUGCGAUGAUGUUAGAUACCGAGAGAAAGCCAAGCUAACACAACAUGUCCGGCUCAUUCACAAAGUUCCCGUCCAUAAGUGCCCUGGUUGUAAUCAUGAGGCUCCAAGCCAGAAUGCCCUGGACAAACACAUCAUUAAUGAACAUCCAGAAUCCCGUUACUUUGAGUGUGGAAUUUGCCACAAGGCUUUCAGGACUUACCGCUACCUCAACUUCGCUCACAUGAAAAGAUGUCACUUUGGCCUUCCAAUUAAAUAUACUUGUGAUAAAUGUAACAAGGGAUUUGUAGAUAAGUCGUCAUUUAGAAACCACAAGCUCACACAUUCAGAUACCAAAAAUUUUACAUGCGAAUAUUGUGGCUCUUUGUUCCAUAAUCCAUACAUUUUGAAAGUUCACCUUAAUACACAUACUCAAGAGAAAAAGUAUAAUUGUAAUGACUGUGAUAUAACAUUUUUACGACAUUGUAAUCUCAUUGCUCAUAAAAAGCGUUUCCAUAGCUCUGACGAUGUUAGAUUGGUUUGUGAAGUGUGCGGCAAAUCCAAGGCAACACAACAGGACUUACGGAGACACCAGCUAGCCCAGCACUCUAAGGAAAAACCUUUCUCCUGCCAACAGUGUUCUCGAACUUACACCUCAAAGGAGAGCCUGAAAAAUCACCUGCGAACCCACGCUGAUGAGAAACCAUACAAGUGUGACUGUGGCAAAUCAUUUCACAAGAGCAGUGUCCUCCGUCGUCAUCAGCGGUCAGUGCAUCUGGCGCAGAGGCCGCCACACAUUUCCACCCAUGAGAGUAUACAGGAAGAGUUGGACAGUGUUCACAUUGGAGACGAGGACAUUGAAGGGGAGGAACGAAUGGUAGUCAUCACCCUUAAGGAAUGUAACCCGCCUGCUGUUUAUACUGUGCGGAGUGCAUCCUCAAACUUAGAGGAGAUCAUGGUGACAAAUGAGAGCUCACUGCAGUCACCAGAGAGCACGUUCAUCUCUGGAGCACUCCCACAUACACAGACCAUAGACACCAUACCAGUGCUACAUCACCAGUUGGGAAGUAUUGGAACAGGCAGAAUUGGGAUUACAACACCUGUUCUUUUCACUACACUCAAUGCAAACCCACCCAGUGGAACCCAUGGGCAAGAGGCUCUGCAGGAGAACUUGCCUCAGACAUUUGCCACAGAGAUGACCUCCGUUCCCAGCGGUAUCCAGGCUAAUGCAAUCCCUUUCCAAGAAGAGAAUGGUUCCACAGAUUCCAUAAAAGAUGAGAGAAUAGUGCAGUUUCAGGAUGAAACUCCAGUCACAUGUACACAACUGACCACUCAGAUACUGCAGUUACCACCUCUCCAGACUAAUCCUUCCAAUAAUGCCCAACUGACUUAUGUUACAACUUGGCCAUUUCCAGACAGAUAACAUAUUAAAGUAAGUUCAGGAAACUCAGAGUCACUUCAGAAACUGAAGUGCAUUUGAAACCAAUAUAUGUUGUUUCUUGUUUACCCCUUGUUUUUACAUCACUGUCAAUUCCAAUCAAAAUACAAAAUGGGUUAUGUUAUAGAAGUGCUUUGUUAUGAAGGAUUUUAAAAGGUUUUUUAAAAAUUAAUUUCUCAUUAAAUCUACAAUCCUUUUCUAACAGAUUAUUGAUAUUUUCUUAAACUAUAUCCUUAAAAGGAGGAUAAAAUAACAAAAUACUUCUUU
This is a messenger RNA of Penaeus indicus, 2981 nucleotides long. Its product is annotated as zinc finger protein 175-like. Lineage: Eukaryota; Metazoa; Arthropoda; Malacostraca; Decapoda; Penaeidae. Gene Ontology annotation, cellular component: nucleus. Gene Ontology annotation, biological process: regulation of transcription by RNA polymerase II. The record is from RefSeq and is a predicted model, not a curated record. The coding region runs from base 171 to 2699 and encodes 842 amino acids. Gene Ontology annotation, molecular function: RNA polymerase II transcription regulatory region sequence-specific DNA binding; DNA-binding transcription factor activity, RNA polymerase II-specific. The transcript has 5 exons.